Molecule: messenger RNA, 1274 nt
Organism: Thrips palmi
Lineage: Eukaryota; Metazoa; Arthropoda; Insecta; Thysanoptera; Thripidae
Product: zinc finger protein 92 homolog
Exons: 3
Coding region: 261-1103 (280 amino acids)
Source: RefSeq, a predicted model, not a curated record
AUCGUUUGUCGCACUUCACUUCCUUUCCCGGAACUGCACCGAACAAGUCCGAACAGGUACGAACGGGCAGCCGGCGCAUCGUCUGCUGUCAUCGCGUGGGUUCUUUCUGACACCAACGCCGACAACGCACGUGUUGUCAUUGAGUCCAGCACCGUCACGUCGAUAGGUCCUCGUCUUCGUCUCGUCAGCCCCGCCCUGACCCAUUCGCUUGUGGAGGAUCUUUGGAGGAUCGGACGCUACGAUUUUGCCAACUUAUUACCAUGCUCCCGAAAGAGCCCGACGCUUUGGCGCCAACCAACUUGGCUGCAGCGUGGGCUAGUGUCAAAGAUCUGACGACGGCUGUCAGAAGGAAAACAGACUACCUCAACAAUAACAGUGGUGGUGCGGCUGGUGCAGACGAUGACGGCGAUGACGAUGACGUCGUAGUCGUCGAGGUGGUGGCCUUGGCAUCGGCCUCGGCCCCGGCUGUCCCGGCCGCCCCGGCCGCGGCGUUCAAGACUCGCAAGCUCUCCCGGAGGGUGGCGCAGGCGGCGCAGGCCCAGCUGCCGCAACAGGCGCGCGUGGUGCGUCGCCGGGGUUCCGACGACGUGGACGACGAGGAGUUCUUGCACACGGUCUUGGUGUGCUCCAACUGCAGCGACCUGUUCCCCACGCGCAAUGAGCUGCUGCUGCACCGCCUGCAGUGGCACCCCCUGCAGCCCUACCAGUGCCCCGAGUGCAUGGCCGCCUUCGCGCAGGCCGAGCUGCUGGACCAGCACCACCUGACGCACACCAGCGACCGGCCGCACCCCUGCCUGCACUCUGGCUGCCAGAGGCACUUCUCGCUCAAGGUGCACGUCAAGACCCACACCCGCGCCGUGCACGGCCAGCCUGCCCAGCCCACUGUGCGCAGCGCGCCGAGGGCCCGCGCCCCCGGCCCCAGCGGCCCCAGCCCCGAGUACAGGUGUGGCACCUGUUCCAAGGUGUUCCAGUCAGCGACAGGAUUAGCCAACCAUCAAAGGUGCCACUCUGAUGAGCGCCCAUUUUCCUGCGACAUGUGCUCAAGCACAUUCAAGCUGCGUUCCAAUCUUAGUCGGCACACUAUAAAAAGACACCCACAGUAAAUGUUCUGUAGCUGUUCGUGCUUGAAAUUUCUCUAAUUGUGCAUGAGUCAUUGCUUUUAGUUUGUUAUUUUGUAAUUUCUGUACUGUAAUAAUUUUUUUGAAGAAGUUUUGUUGCUUUAUGUUGUUGAUUUUAGUCUCAUGAAGUCAUAGUAUUAAAGUUGUUUUCUCAUA